Messenger RNA from Hypanus sabinus (Atlantic stingray), 1799 nucleotides. RefSeq names its product primase and polymerase (DNA-directed) (gene primpol). Gene Ontology annotation, cellular component: mitochondrial matrix; nucleus. Gene Ontology annotation, biological process: error-prone translesion synthesis; mitochondrial DNA replication; replication fork processing. Bases 67 to 1785 code for a protein of 572 amino acids. Gene Ontology annotation, molecular function: chromatin binding; DNA-directed DNA polymerase activity. The transcript is spliced from 13 exons. The record is from RefSeq and is a predicted model, not a curated record. Lineage: Eukaryota; Metazoa; Chordata; Chondrichthyes; Myliobatiformes; Dasyatidae.
GUUGAAUCAUUUUUAAAACUGGGGUUGGGAAAGCAAUGAACUUGUCUAACUGAAAAAAAACUGAAUAUGAAGAAGAAUUGGCAGGAAAGGGUAAAAAAUGUUGAACAUUUAGCAACCAGCUACCAGAAGCAUCCCAUCAAUCUGGCUUACAAACCCAAACUUUCAAAGCCUUGGCAACCAUCAUCGAUUUGGAAGUUGUUUUAUCGUCAGCAUCAAGCCUUUAAUUUUUCCAAGAGCUGUAAGGCGGAUGUCCAUGUUUUUGCUUUGGAGAAUGAAAAUAAGAAAGAUGCUCGGCUUGGACAGCGUAUUUAUCUUGUUACAACAUACACCGAGCUGUGGUUUUAUUACCGGAAUUAUCAGAAGUCGUUAAUGCACUGCUAUGAAGUGAUUCCAGAAGGAGCUGUCUGCCAUUUGUAUUUUGAUUUGGAAUUUAGUAAACAAACAAAUCCAGAACAUGACGGGAAGCAAAUGGUGGCAAAACUAAUCCAGUAUGUUUGUCAAAAAUUGGGAGAAAUGUACAACAUACCUUGUUCAGUGGAAGAUGUUUUGAACUUGGACUCCAGCACUCAUGAAAAAUUUAGCCGCCAUCUAAUAUUUCAUCUUCCUAACGGGGCCUUUCAGAACAAUAUACAUGUUGGAAACUUUGUAAGAACAAUAAUGCAACCUAUGAUUGAAAUAUUAGAAAAAAGACAUAGUGGAAUUGACCGAGAAGCUCCAAGAACUGGUGGUGAUGCUUUGCUGUCAUCCAGCACACUUGUGUCUGUCACUCCAGAGAAGAGAAAGCACUUUAAUGCAAUGGUUUCUGAGAACCUUUCCCCAAAAAGGAUUAAGUGUGCAUUGUGGGAAAAAUCAGAGGAGAGAACUUCGGAUCCAGACUUAACAUUUUUGAUUAUUAAAGAUAAAAAUGGAAUUGAUCAACUCUUUGUGGAUCUUGGUGUGUACACAAGGAACAGAAACUUUCGACUGUAUGGAUCAUCCAAGCUGGGAAAGAACACUUUGUUUCGAGUUGCUGAAGACAAUCAGUUUACUCCCAAGCCUCAGGAUCAUGCUUCUAAAGAGGAGCUAUAUUUUCUGAGCUCUCUAGUCAGCAAUGUUAGAUUUUUUGACGGCUUGACCAUUUUGACCUGUGAUAGCCCAGAUGUGAAGAAAUCAAAAGAACAGCACAUUCAAGAUGAUUCGUAUCAUUUUGUAUCAGAGACAAUGGGCGGUUACCACUGCUCACCAUAUCCAGAGAUUGACAAUUUUAUCACUAGUCAAAUAAACAAGGGAGGCAUACAAGGUGUCUUGCGGCGAUGGAAUUAUUUCUCUUCUGAAGAAUUGAUUGUUUAUGAUAUCAGCAAAAACCACUGGUGCGAGAACAUUGGUAGAGCACACAAAAGCAACAAUAUCAUGAUUGUAGUUGAUUUGAAGAGAGAAAUAUGGUAUCAGAAAUGUUAUGAUCCUGUGUGUCGAGCUCAAAGAUUCAGGUCUGAAAGUUACUCAUUACCCUGUGAAUGCUGUUUGGAUUUUCUCAUUGAUAUGGACAAUGAAUUGGUUUUUACCAUGGAUGAAGAUGGAAAUAUUGAACCAAGUCAAAAAACGUAUGUGUCACAAAAUCCCAUCCUUGUGGAAAAUAUAGACACUGGAUUUGACAACAUUGAUGAUGCAAUGUUGUUAGAAGCUGCAGAAGACACUGAAUUUAUUGCUGAGUUAAAUUCAGAACUGAGUAGUGAGGAGCUGUCAGACAAUGACCUGCUCGCUGCUGUGGAGGAACUGGAGGGAUCUGUAAGUAUAGAAACAAAAUAGAUAAUGCUGAAAAU